Molecule: messenger RNA, 1656 nt
Organism: Camellia sinensis
Lineage: Eukaryota; Viridiplantae; Streptophyta; Magnoliopsida; Ericales; Theaceae
Source: RefSeq, a predicted model, not a curated record
AUGAAUUUGAGGACUGGCACCAAGUUUUGUAGGUUCCUCCGUGACAUUUCCAAUGAAGUUUAUGAUGUUGAGCCAAACUGGAAAUUUAGUGGAAGAUAUGAACACAGUAGUAGGGUGGGUCCUUUCAUGCUUGGGAAGGAAAAUAAGGCUAUUGGCUGGAGUUACAAUGAUGUUAAGCUCAUCAUGCAGAAUAUCAUGUGUGAGCAGGAGACUACCGAUAAUGAAACUGAAACUGUCAGGGUUUCAGCAUUGCUGAGAGCAUUUCCUCCAACGAUGGAAUGGGAUAUAGCAGCAAGGAGGACUGGUCUUUCUGGCACGACACUGUCUGUUGAAGGAGAGUGGAAUUCCUCCAUCGGGAAGCUUUGCAUGGUUGGGUGUCUAGGAGUUGUUAAUUCAGGAUUAGAAGGAUGCAAUUCUCAGAUUUUGUUGUACAUUCCUCGUUCAUUUUCUAGCAGGCAAAGAAGUAUCAUGUUUGGGAGUAUAUCCAGCAUCAGAAAUGAAACUGAUUCAUACUUCCCCAUACUGUUUGGGGUGGCAAUGAGUCCAACAAUACUCUCUAAAUAUGGCUUGUACCUAUCAUACAAUUAUUCGAAGACUGACAUAGUUGGUGUGUUUAGGAAGAGAAGCCAGCCAUCUCAAGUGAUAACUUUUAUUAGGGAAUCACUCUUAACAUAUCCAGCCCAGGGGGAUAGAAAUGAUUUAUUUUAUCGUUUACAUCUUCUUUCUAGUGAUCUCUAUAUUUACGCUUAUGCACUCCCUGUUCCCAUAGUCAAUGGCCAUAAGCCAGAGAUCUUUGUUCAGGUUGAGGUGCUUUCAUUAGGUCCUGUAUUUGGAAGAUAUGCCCCCUUGUUGUAUAAAGAUGGCUCUUCAGUUAGUGAUCAAGCUGAACUCACCAAGUCAGAGGUCCGCAAUGUUUCCUUACAUCUCAUGCUCACAGAAGCUCCCCUCAGAUUUUCAGGGAAAUCCAAUAAAGAUAUUUCAAAGUUGUUCCUGGAAGGUUUAUAUGACCCAGUUGUUGGUGAGAUGUAUUUAAUUGGUUGCAGAAAAGUUAUGGUUGAAAGUAUUAAUAUUGAGAGAGGCCUAGAUUGUUCAAUGAAUGUUAAAAUUGAGUAUCCUUCUGAGACUACAUUGUGGGUAUUCAUUCCAAUUACAAAAAUUACCAUCACCAGUCGAAGGAAUGACAAUGAUCCUCUCCAUUUCAGUCCAAUAAGCCUACAGACAUUUAUGAUUAGUUCUCGCAAGCAUGAGAGGGCUGUACUAUUCAGGAAAUCUUUUGAGGCGAUCCUUCGUAUUCUGAUGCUUUUAGUGUCUGUUGCUAUCACAUUGAGCCAACUCUUUUACAUGAAAAAAAAUGUAGAAGCCAUUCCUUACAUAUCUCUUGUCAUGCUUGCUAUCCAGGUUCUUGAGUAUAGCCUUCCACUGAUCAGCAACAGUGAGAUUCUAUUCAAAUCAAAGGAAUCUGAAUCUUACAGACUCCAAUGUUAUAGUUUUCAGGAGUACUGUUCUUCAAAAUCCUUGAUUGUACUGGGAAAUUUUUGUCGUUGGCUGGCUUGCUUCUCACAGCUAGGCUUUUCCAGAAGGUGUCUGAGUCCCGAAAUGAAGUACAUUGGACGUCAAAGCCAAGAUGUGUUCCUAGUGAUAAGCAGGUUCUCCUAA